UGGUCUCAGUUCUUUGAGAGUGACUCAUCAUUGUACCCCCUGAAGAGUCUUACACUGAGUAGAUACUUAUAGUGUUCUCUUGCCAAGAUGCCAUGACAGCAGUCCACCAUGAAGAGUUGACAUGAAUUGUGACUUCUCCAGUCUUUCCUCCCUUGACCACGUUUUUGCCAUAAGAUUUACAUUGGGGGCCCUCAUAAGCUACGAGACCACAAGACACAUUGGGCAGUUGAAGUUAACAUGUUUUUUUGGACAAAGAAGGGGAGCAAAACAGAGGGUUUCCUGAGGAUACAAUGACAGUCACAGUGGUAUAUGAUAACUCUGAGGCAAGAGAGCUCUGUGCAGCUCAGCACCUCUACCUCAAGCCCAUAGCAAAACUGAUGAUCAAUGUGCUGCUCCCAGAGAGUACUGAACCUAUGAGGCCUUUCUCGAACUGGGAAGUUCUUGACCAGCUGAAGAGCCUGAUUUGCCCUGAUCAGUUCACCACAGUUCGGCUCUCCAAGAGUACAAAGAACUUCAUCCGAUUUGAGGGGGAAGCUGAAACUCAAAGUUUGGUUCAGAUCCUGAAGGCAAAAUUACAUGGGAAGAUCAUCAAGCUAAAUGGUUUGAAAACAGACUUAAAAGUAGUGGCAACAGAUGCCCAGGGAGAGUGGGAGCACUUACCCCAGAAACAGGAGGCCCCAUCAAGUGAUGGGGCCGAUGAGCUAGACUGCAAUAAGAGCCCACAUUCCAUACAUUUCCAAGGCUUGCCCUGUAAGUGGUUUGCACCUAAAGGUUCCAGUGGGGAGAAGCCAUGUGAAGAGAUUCUUCGGGUGGUCUUUGAAAGUUUUGGGAAGAUCAAGAAUGUGGAUAUCCCUAUGCUUGACCCCUACAGAGAGGUGAUGACUGGUGGAAGCUUUGGGGGUUUUAGCUUCGGCUUGCAGACAUUUGAGGCCUUUAUACAGUACCAGGAGUCAACAGACUUUAUAAAAGCCAUGGAGUCCCUUCGAGGGAUGAAGCUGAUGCUUAAAGGGGAUGAUGGAAAAGCUCUGGCAUGUAACAUUAAGGUUACGUUUGAUACAACCAAACACUUCAGUGAAGGAGCUAUAAGGAGGAGAAAUCAAGAAAAGCUAAAAUUACAAGAACUGGAGGAAGAAAGAAGAAAAGAAAAGAAGAGAGAAGAAGAAGAAGCUGAAAGAAAAAGAAAGGAGGAGGAGAGGAAAGCCCAGGAAAAGAGGAAGAAGGCCAGGGUCAGGAGGCAAGCCCUGAAGGAAAGGGACAGACAUCGGCAAAGGAAGCGGGACAGAGCCAAAGCUGAGGCAACUCGGGAGUCCAACUCUUCAGAGGAGUGGGAGGAGAGGAAGUUUCUUCUGGCUCAGAGGCGGGUGGAGGCCGUUUGGUUGCUACUGGUGCUCCUGAGGAAAAUUGCAGAAUCCACACAGUUUAACCCACAGGAGGUAGAACUUGCAGGCUGUAAAGCUAAGUAUGGUCUGGGGAACACAUUGGAAACUCUGAAGAAAGAAGAGUUAAAUAUUCAAUAUCUUCAAAAUCAGGAGGAAAUGCCCAGAUAUCGAGUUACCAAUGAACGAAAACCAAAAAAAAAGAAAAGAACUCAGUUACAUAAAUCUUCCCACUACCACUGGAGGAAAAAAAGAGAAUAUUCAGUUAGAAAAGAGAAAACGGGAAAAUCAUUAACCAAUGAAUACAAUCACAGUGUCUCUGACCAGAAAACCUCGCAAAUUUCAUUAAUUAAAGAUCAACCUCUUGAGAAAGAAGACCACCUCAAUUCUAAUGAAUACUAUCAUUCCAAUUUUUCUGAGAGAGACCAUGACAGAAAAGAUAAAAUCUAUGAAACAUAUGACUUUAUUGACUUUUCAUUAAACCAUUAUUAUCAGAUUCCAGAAUAUCCCUCUAUCUGCCUAGAACCAAGUCACCCAACAAGCACAUGUCAGUGGAAGAGGUCUGUUUAUGCUAAGGGAAAUGGAUUUCAAGUCAAUUUGAGAAAGUGUAAUUGUCACUCAACCACGUUGAGCCAAACACAAAAGCUGCAAAGGAGAGAACAGGUUCAAGAAGAUGAUUACUGGGCAAAUAGUCAUACUCGGGAUCUUGCGCAUAAACCACAAAAAAGAGCAAAAGUCGAUUAUGCCAAAGAAUGUUCUAAGGAGUUUAAAAAUCAUUACAAGGAUACAGUCAGUGAAGCUCAUGAUCAACUGACCCCAACUGAUGGAAAGGGCUAUCUGUUGGAAAAGACCUAUGCUUACCAGGUCAGAGAUUCCAAAUUCGGAAGUCAAAGUCAAGUUUCGUCAUUCAAAAGGUCAGAAAACUUAAAGCUGGAGUUCACAGAUUUCUUAGAGGAAAUUAGUAGUGAUUCUGAAUGGUUCAGUGAAACCCUUUCCAUAAACAAAGAAGAGAAAGAGAAAUCUGUGGCCACAUAUGAAAGUACCCCAGAAGGAGGAUCUCUUGAUACUGAUGAAGUCAUCACUUACAAUCAACAAAUUAGAUCAAGUCAGCCUACCUUGUAUUCAAAGUGGAAGCAUUCUGGGGAGGAAAAAUUCUCUGAAUACCAACUUGGGAAACCCAGUAAGAGGUCCAAGUAUGAACAGAGAUGUUUGUGGCUUGAGGAUGAAAACAAUUCCAUGCGAGCCAAGAACAGUAACAGCAAAAAGGAGGAAAAGCCAGGUCCCAAAUACUUGUUUUAUCAGGGCAACUUCCACAAAUCCAGUUCCAGUGACGUGUUAGAUGACAGCACAAGAAAGAAGAGUAAGUUUAGUGAUAAUACAUUUGAUCAGAAAAUUAACUACAGGCCCUUUUAUGUGCCAACAACAUCCUCACAAUGUGCUAAUGCUUUCUGUUCAAGGUGUUUUCCUCAAAGAGAGUUUCUGCAGAAGUCAGAAUAUAACCAGGAUGUAAGAAUGUUCAAAAGACAUGCGAAUUCCACAGAUUUCAUGCCGACUUUGGAUAACUAUCCUAUUAAACGUAACAGUCAGGAGCACAUUGACUGUGGAAGCUAUACUUUAGGAAAAAACUACACUAGCUCUAUAUAUUUUCAAAUGUUUUGAAGGUCUCUUAGAUCAGGAACACCCUUAUUCACAAUAAACAAUUUGCAAGAAGAGCAUUUAAAAUUAAAUAUAGCUAUGUAGUUAGCAACAAGAUCUAGAGAGCAACAUUUAAAAGCUUGAGCAAGGUCAAAUGAAAAACCUUAUUUCUCUUGUCAAACUAUAAAAUAUAGGUCAAAAUCACUACAGGUGUAUUGGCAAGCUUUAGGAAUACAAAACAUCCAGUUUCUGAAGCUCAGUAAAACAAUGUACUUGCAAAAGUUCUUCAUCCCAAAACCAACAUUUCUACAGUUCAACUGCAACUAUAAUUUGGUGCCAGUGAAGGAGCAAAUUAACAUUGAGAAGUAUUGAGAUAAAGCCUCUUUUGCCCUUUAGCUGUCCAUAAGGUCAUCAUUUAGCACUAUUUAUUUUCAAAGAGGGCAACAUUGGAUAAGGAUCUUUUUACAUGUUCUUUGAUUUGGUCAGAACACCAUGUACAACAAAAUUUUCUCAUUUUCAUCUAUCUAGAAACAACUAUAGAUAAAAGAAACGAGACAAUGGCUAGAACAUAGACUUCUUCAUGACAUGAGAGGGUUUCAUGAGCAUCCAUUAGAAAGAAAUUAAUCUUAUUAAUAUGUUCAUACUACUCAAGGAAUUGUCCUUUUAGAAACAAAGUCUUGGAAGGAGAAUCUAAAAGAGGCUCAGACGGCCCUUUGAGGGACAGUGGACAAUUAGCAGAGUUUUUUUGAAGAACCUCAUGUCAUUCCAGCCUAGAAAGGCAAUAGGAUUGAAGUGAUACACCAGAGGUAUUUGCAAAAAGAAACAUUGAAAGAUCCUUGGGCACCAAUAACGGCACUUGGGAAGAGAGGAGAUGACAGUAUUCCAUUUCAGGUUAUCUAAUCCUUUCACUCAGGGUUGGGUGAUAUCAGUUUGUAAAAAAACACUGAAUAUCCCCAAUAUGACUUUUAUUAAACAGUAACAAGUGCCUCCUCAAUACUCAAUAAUGCCAUGGGGUUAGGAAGAGUCGAUGACAAUGCCCAUAAUUUUCUGGCCAGGGCAAGUCGUAUAUGUGCAGGAUUUCUAAACUCUUAAACACUUUAUCUUUUUACUUACUUGUUUUGGACUUCUUGAAUAUGUUUUUAAAUUGAAAUAUUUUAUAGAUUUGUAAAGACUUCGUCUUAAUUCAGUGCAUGUUCUAUUGAAAGCUUGGCUGAUUAAUUCUGCCUUAUAUUGGAUUUAGGACCUCAGGGGCAGUAGAUGACCUUUUUUCCCUAACAAAGCUAUACCUGACUUGGCAAUCAAUGGAAGACAUCAAUGGGAUUAGACAAUCAGCAGCAGGAAAAGGUGGUUUUAAUUCACAGAAGUAUUGGAAGAACAUUUUCAUAUCCCAUGAUUUAUUUCCAAUAGUCCUAACAUGAUAGAAAAGUACCAGCUGGUAAAGCUGAGGUAGAAUGCCAGUCACUGUGGUUGCCCAGAAUGAUGAGGCACAAUGAGUGCUCAUAACCAGCCUCUUGAGCAACCUGAUACCUGAGGGGGAUACACAAUCUUGUAAUUCAUCUAAAGCAAGAGCCAUUGUUUGUUUCAUUGAUCUCUUCUAAUCAUAUUCAACAGACGUAUGCUAGUACAUGCAAAAGUUCAGAAAUAAAUGUAACAAAGCAGAUUAUGUUUACUAUUAAGAUAAUAACCAACAAACGAUUUGUUGGCUCUCUUGUCUUCAGUUCCACUUUCAAGCCAGUGACUGCCAUCAAAACUAAGUUUGGCUUGUCAAAUCUGAAAAAUUGCUAAUGCGGGCAAAUGCCUUUUCUCUUCUCAAGACUAGCAAUGACUAUUAAUGUUCAAAGUACUGUUGUCCAAGCAGCUUUUUAAACUACUAACAACUUGUAUUUUGUCAGACAGCUAUCAGAAACUAGACAUUAUUCUCCUCCACUGGGACUCUGCCUCCUUAUUUUUUGUGUGUUUCAUGCCGUUAAAGCAAAGAAUGUUAUGGGAAGCAGCUGUGCUUGUUUUGAAAAAACCCUCAAAUUCUUGUUAUGUGAUAAUUUUUUCUUUGUUGGGAUUUCAGUCAUAGAAACAAUUUGCUGCUCAUAAAGACAUAAAAUAAUAAAAAAAUAAAUUGCCUAAAACAACAUGUGCAUUUUUUUUUGUACAAUAUAACUGGUGCUAAGUUUCGUCUAUGUACUGUUUUUGUCUUGUUUUGUUUUGUUUGCUAGCUACAUACCACCCUGGGACCUAAAAGAAAGUAAAAAUACUGCUUUUAUACUUACUUUCUAUACAAUCUUGGAUUUUUAUGUCUUCUGGUAACACAUUCUAGAUUUCAGUAAACCUCUUUUUUUGUGUAGGGCUUAAAUGAGAAAGAAUCAUUGAACUUUUCAACUGAAUGGCUUAGCAAGGAAUGAAAUAGAAUUGAAAAUAUUGUUAUCACUUUCUAUUAAUUAACAUUGUUCUUUCCUGCACUAUUAUUUAAUUAACUGUGGCAAAAGUAUUUUUCCAUGUCUUUUUUCUAUGUCCUAUUAAGUAAGUCCUGAACUUUAAACUGUCAUUUUAAAUAAGUGUUCUCAUGUUUUUCCUUGUACGUGCCACAGAUAGUGUUUUAAGAAAGCUCAAAAUUUGUCCAUGUGUUUUUGUUCAAUUUGUUUGAAUUUCUCAGGUAGAAUGCACAUUGGUAGUUUUGAAAAUAACAACCAAAUAAAUGUAUUUUUAUUUGUUGCAAGACAGUUUAAAAAUGUUAACUUUUACAUAAAUGCUCAUGAUUCCAAGAUGGGGGGUAAGUUUCUACCUAUAGUAUGCUGCCUUGCACUUAAUGUUGCUGAUCCUUUUUCUCAUUUGUGUUGUUAGAGAAACAAUACAUUUAAUUUUUAGAUAAAUUAAAAAUAAAAUUGUCAUAGUGAAAAGAGUCUUGGUUCAUUCACCAUACUAUUGGCUGGAAUGUUUGAUAUCUAUAACAUUUUCUUGGAAAAUA
This is a messenger RNA of Phyllostomus discolor (pale spear-nosed bat), 5970 nucleotides long. RefSeq names its product A-kinase anchor protein 17B. Lineage: Eukaryota; Metazoa; Chordata; Mammalia; Chiroptera; Phyllostomidae. The record is from RefSeq and is a predicted model, not a curated record. Gene Ontology annotation, molecular function: RNA binding. The coding region runs from base 291 to 3035 and encodes 914 amino acids. The transcript is spliced from 7 exons.